Molecule: messenger RNA, 1557 nt
Organism: Pyricularia grisea
Lineage: Eukaryota; Fungi; Ascomycota; Sordariomycetes; Magnaporthales; Pyriculariaceae
Exons: 2
Coding region: 199-1443 (414 amino acids)
Biological process (GO): positive regulation of transcription elongation by RNA polymerase II; transcription elongation by RNA polymerase II
Cellular component (GO): nucleus; Cdc73/Paf1 complex
Molecular function (GO): RNA polymerase II C-terminal domain phosphoserine binding
Source: RefSeq, a predicted model, not a curated record
CUAGUUCUUCUUCCUACUAAAAUUGUUCGCCGUCAACAAGAUUUCCUGUCGACAACAAUCCCUUUGGCUUUGCAACUGAUUCACAACGUGCAGCCCAAACAUAUUAUCUCUCAGAAAACUUGAUUGAAUAAAAAAUACACGCGAAGAAUAUCAUCCCAACCGCGUAGUAUCAAGCAAAUCCUCCGUCCCGCCGACAACAUGUCUGACUCUGACGACAUUGUCGACAUCGCUGAUGCCGGUGAUGAGGGUGAUCUUUUUGGAGAUGGCGGCGACGAGUCCGAUAUCGAGCGCCCGCUUAGUGAUCAUGAGCUCGAAGACGACGACGAUGACGACCAACAACGCGAGCGCGAAUAUGGCGAAAGCAGCCAACGAGCGCCCCAGUACAAGGAGAAGCGCAUCAUGGGACUUAGAAUGUUCCGCCAUCGAAUUCCCAAGCCCAAGGAUGGAAAUUUGCGCAUCCUUAAAGUUCCCCAGUUCAUGAAAAUUGUGCCCGAGCAGUAUAACGAGGACUCGUACGAACCGACAGCUUGGGAUCUUUCGGAAGACAAGAAGAAGUAUCCUGCGAGCGUCAUCAGGUGGCGCAAGAAUCCCGAGACGGGAAAAUUAGAGAGCAAUGCCAACAUCUAUAGGUGGAGCGACGGUUCAAUCUCCGUUGCCGUCGGUGAUCAGCACUACGACAUGGACGCCAAGUCCCUCGCGCCAACUGGCAAGGGUUACGACGAGAAGCGCGACGCGAACUACUAUGCCGCCGCCGGACACUUGUCGACCGAGGCAUUCUUGACCGUCGGUCAUAUCACGGAAGAGAUAAAGGUGCGGCCCAACGAGGCUCUCGAGGCUGCAGCAGUGGAUCGUCUCAUGGCCAAGAUGGACGAGGCAACGAAGCACAGGCACACCCAGGACGACGUCAUUUUCCGGGCCACAGAGGACCCAGAGCUACAAAGAAAGCAGGCCGAGCUGGCGGAGAAGGAACGCGAGCGCUUGCGACGCAAGAAAGAAAACGCGGCGGCUCGCUUGGAGAUGGGCUUCGGCUCAUCCAGGUUUGGCGGUCGCAGCGGUGGACUUUCGGUCGGCGGGCUGGAGAGCGGCAGCGGAGAGAGGAGGCGUGGCAAGGGAGCAGGCGACAAGUCGCGGCAGAAGCGCAGGCGGCCUGAAUAUGAUUCGGACGACGACCUGCCGCAGGGCGCCCGCCGGCAGGAUGACUACGACAUGGCCGAUGGAUUCAUUGCGCCCAGUGAUGAGGACAUAUCGGAGGGUGAGGAGGAAGACGAGGAUGAGGAUCUACUUGACGAGGACGAGGACAGGUCACCGCCAAAGGCGAAGAGGCAGAAGAAGGUCUCUGCCGACGAUGAUGCCGAGGGAGAUGCGGACGAUGCGCCAGCUGCUCAUGCAGAACAGGGUGGACGCAGGGGACGGAGGCUCAUUGUUGACGACGAGGAUGAGUGAUGAGCUGAGUACUGCGAGCCAAACUGACCACUUUUGUGGGCCAAAAUCGGAGUGUAUUGAUACGAACGCGUUUAAUUCAAAAUGGGGAUCACAUGGACUUUGCCGGAAGUGAAC